AUGGUUGAACAAAACGAAAACGACGUCAAGGAUGCCGUACGGAAGCAAGUGGAAUACUACUUCGGGGACAUUAACCUACCAAGAGACAAGUUUUUACAAGAGGAGAUGAAGAAAGACGAAGGAUGUAAGUCUGUAUAUUUUUUCAUAAUCUUUUUUUAGGGAUCCCUCUAGAAACGAUGCUGAAAUUCAACCGUCUGGCUAAGAUCACAACAGAUUUAAAAGUUUUGGCAGAUUCUCUCCAAGAAUCAGAUUUGAUUGAGGUGUCUGAAGAUAAGAGCAAGAUAAGAAGAAGCCAAGAAGUCCCUUUGCCGGAAAAUACUUUGGAAUAUUGGCAGGAGAUUAAAAGAAGAACCGUUUAUGUGGUAGGUGUCCUUUUCUGCAAAUAUCUUCUCACGGCAAGAAAAAUGUUUCCCUUCAAUAAAUUCAGAUUUGCGAAUCGCUACAAGAGUUUUCAACCUGUCUUUUUCCCAAAUUGGAAUUAAUUCUGAUAGUUUCUGUGGGGCCCGGAAACAUAAAUGCCAACGCUUAGCAUUUCGACAAAGCGGCCGGGCCUAAAAAUGGCUCAGGCCCGGCUCGGAGGUCACCCCUAUUGAUGCGAAACGUUUUAUUCUAACUUUUAUUGACGUGCCUAUGAUUUUAGAAAGGAUUUCCCCAAGACACCACUUUGGAUGAAAUUCAAACUUUUGUCAACCCUCAUGGUGAUAUCAAGAAUGUCUUAAUGAGGCGUCUGAAGAAGGAGAAGACAUUCAAAGGCUCUGUUUUUGUAACGUUUUCCGACCGUGAGAGUGCCGAGAAAUUUUCAAAAGAUGAAGCUUCGACUACGUUUAAGGAUAUUGCUCUUACUAAAUUAAUGCAGGAUGAUUAUUGGGCAAAGAAGAGUCAAGAAACAAAACAGAAGCGGCAAGCCGAGAAAGACUUGAAGAAAAGGAAGCAAGCUGAGCAAAAGGCGGAAGAAGAAAAGAAUGCCCUUGCUUCUUGUUUCGUUAAAGGAGCAGUUCUUGAGGUAUCAGGAUUAGGAUCCGAAGCCUUCAAGUAUGACGAUCUUAAGGUUUUCUUCAAAAAGUUUGGACCAGUGGCAUUCGUUGCUUAUGAGGCCGGAAACGAUAAGGUACGUUUCUUUACGGUUUAUGAUUAACCGCUGAAAUUUAUACUUUUAAAUUCUUGUUUUAGGCACAAAUUCGAUUUGAUGCUAAGGAAGAGGGUGUCGCAGAAGCUUCUUGGAAGAAAGCAGAGGGAGAAGAAGGGAAGGUUGUCUUCAAUGGAAAGGAGUUGACUUCCAGAGUAUUGGAAGGCGAAGAGGAAGAAGCUUAUUGGACCGAGUUUACCAAGAGCAAGGUCGCAAAGAAUGACAGAUCUCAUAAGAAGUUUGGACGUCGUCCAGACAAGCGUAGUGCUCGAGGUGAUGUGAAUAUUGUUAAUAAAAAAGCAAAGCACACCGUCUUUAAUGAAGAUGACCAAGAUGGAGAUGCUUCGGAAGAAUCUAAGCAGGAAUCCUGA
Messenger RNA from Bursaphelenchus xylophilus (pine wood nematode), 1497 nucleotides. NCBI's taxonomy places the organism in Eukaryota, Metazoa, Nematoda, Chromadorea, Rhabditida, Aphelenchoididae. The record is from the annotation of a GenBank genome assembly.